This is a messenger RNA of Anoplopoma fimbria (sablefish), 1749 nucleotides long. Its product is annotated as 4F2 cell-surface antigen heavy chain-like. Gene Ontology annotation, biological process: carbohydrate metabolic process; amino acid transport. Lineage: Eukaryota; Metazoa; Chordata; Actinopteri; Perciformes; Anoplopomatidae. The record is from RefSeq and is a predicted model, not a curated record. The transcript is spliced from 8 exons. Bases 1 to 1749 code for a protein of 582 amino acids.
AUGAACACGGAGGAGACCAACGUGGACCUGAAGGAGGCUCAGACCGGAGACCCGGACCCGGAGGAGGCUCAGACCAGAGACCCGGACCCGGAGGAGGAGGCGCAGGGUCCCGCUGCGGAUGCUGAUGCGACGGAGGCCGAUGUGAGCGAGGCGGAUCUGGACCAGGAGGAGCAGGAGAAGCAGCCGAUGACUGGAGGAGGAGGAGGAGGAGGAGGAGGAGGAGGAGGAGACCGGGCCGAGGAUGCUCCGUCUGCAGGCGGAGGAGACGCAGAGUCGGCCGAGGUGGAGAAGAACGGCUCCGUGAAGCUGAAGAUGGAGGAGGAGGAGCAGGAGGAGAAGGAGGAGAAGGAGGAGAAGGAGGUGGUGAAGUUCACCGGGCUGAACAAAGAGGAGCUGCUGAGGGUGGCCGGGACUCCGGGCUGGGUGAGGACCCGCUGGGCGUUGCUGGUGGUGUUCUGGUUGGGCUGGUUGGGUAUGUUGGGAGGAGCGGUGCUCAUCGUGCUGCAGGCUCCUCGCUGCAGAGACCUCCCGUCCACCAGCUGGUGGAACGCCGGCCCGCUGUACCAGAUAGGAGACAUCGCGGCCUUCAGCGACGCCCGAGACCUGAAGGGAGUGGAGCAGAAGGUGGGCAGUCUGUCCCGGAUGAAGGUCAGAGGUCUGGUAGUCGGUCCGAUCCACGUGUCUCCAGCAGACGACGCGAUGAGUCUGAGGUUCGAGGAGGUUUCCUCAGAGUCCGGAACCCUGGAUCAGUUCAGAGACCUGGUCCAGGCGGCUCACAAGAAGGGUAUUUCUGUGGUUCUGGAUCUGACUCCAAACUACCAGGGUUCAUCUGGACCCUGGUUCUCCAACAUCAGUGUGACCAACGUCGCUGAGAGGCUGAAGUCCGCUCUGGUCUUCUGGAUGAAACAAGGCGUUGAUGGCGUGCAGCUGUCGGGGGUGGAGCGGGUGGCCAGCAUGGUGCCGUCUCUGUGGACCGACAUCCGAGCCAUCAUCCAGAAUGGGACCGAGGACGAACCCAACAAGAGAGUCCUGAUCGGCGUCACCGAACACUCCUCGGCUGAAGAAGUGUCCAACCUCCUGAACUUCACCGGCGUCGACCUUCUGAUCUCCAGGGUCCUCAGCGCCGGCAGCACGGACGCCACAGAGUGCGUUCAGUCCGUCCAGCUGCUGUACUCGUCCCACAGCCAGCUCAGACUGGCCUGGAGCAUGGGGGGGCGGAGCCAGGGUCACCUGGCCUCGCUAGUGGAACCGGGUCUGGUCGAACUGCACCAGCUGCUGCUGCUCACGCUGCCGGGGACGCCGGUCUUCAACUACGGAGACGAGAUCGGCCUGAUGGACGAGGGCACCAAGUUUCCCAGAAUGCUUUGGGACUCUGACGAGGAGCUGAACGGGACUCUGAAGGAGGAGCGGGCGGAGCGUCUGUCCUACCUCCGGUUCUUCAGCGCUCUGAGCGAGCUCCGCGGUAAGGAGCGCUCCCUGCUGUUCGGAGACUUCCUGCUCCUCUCUAACUCCUCCUCCUCGCUGGCGUUCCUUCGCGUCUGGGAUCAGAGCGAGCGUUACCUGGCCGCCUUCAACUGGGCAUGGGAGGCGGUGGUUCUGCCGCUGAGCGACGCUGCGCUGCCUCAGCGUGCGGUGGUCGUCCUCAGCACCAACAGCAGCACCCUGCCGGCGGACAGCAGCGUGGACCUGAGCGAGCUACGACUCGGCCCCAGGCAGGCCGCGCUCCUCAGGUUUCCCUACGACGGAUAG